Molecule: messenger RNA, 2127 nt
Organism: Eupeodes corollae
Lineage: Eukaryota; Metazoa; Arthropoda; Insecta; Diptera; Syrphidae
Product: alkaline phosphatase
Exons: 6
Coding region: 248-1879 (543 amino acids)
Biological process (GO): dephosphorylation
Molecular function (GO): alkaline phosphatase activity
Source: RefSeq, a predicted model, not a curated record
GCUGGACCAGCGAGCAACAGUCGAUAAUUUACUCUCAUUGGCAAUUGGCGAAGCAAAUGAGUUGCAAUUAAACAAAAAUCCAACAAGCACCCUCAUCACCACUUUACGCUGCUAAAGCCUAUAUCAGUUUAACCCAGCACCCAGGUACUGGUUGGCGGUGUCGGUUUGUCUGUCUGUCUAUCGCUCGCUCGCGGUAGCGGUAUCGGUAUCUCUACACAAGUUGCAUUGUUCAAAAUUUUAAUCGAAAAUGAUAAAUGUUAUUUUGCGUAUCGUGGUUAUAUUGUGCGUUGGACUGGCGUGUGUGUCUUCAGCACCGGGUUUAACGAACCCCUACACGGAAGUCGAUGAUUUGGAAAAUGAACAUCGCAUGCAUCCAGUACUGAACUUUAACAACCGGAGAUCAAGUCAAAGGCUUCAGAAACGUGCCAUGCCUUUGCUUAGUUUUCGCUCGCCCAAUCCUGACGAAGAGGAAAGUGAUUAUUGGAGGGGAACUGCUCAGGAUAUUCUCCGUAAUCAGCUGCAGAAGAACGAACUGAAUAUGAACGUGGCUAAGAAUGUGAUAAUGUUCCUGGGCGACGGAAUGUCCAUUCCUACUGUAACAGCGGCCCGAGUCUACAUGGGUGGAGAGGAGCAGCGGUUGUCCUUCGAGAAGUUUCCCUACAUUGGCUUAAGCAAGACUUACUGUGCGAAUACCCAAGUGGCGGACUCGGCGUGCACAGCGACGGCUUAUCUGGGCGGUGUGAAGGCCAAUUACGGGACCAUUGGUGUGUCGGCCGCCGUUGAUUUAAAUAACUGUCGGGCGCAGAACAACACAGACCACCAUGUGCCUUCAAUAGCAGAGUGGGCGCAGAGCAGAGGACUGUCGACAGGCCUUGUUACCACCACCACUGUGACACACGCUUCUCCGGCGGGUGUAUAUGCUCACACGGCAAAUCGUAACUGGGAAAACGAUGGAGAAAUUCUGAAAGAUGGCGAAGAUCCCGAACAAUGCCUUGACAUAGCACAGCAAUUGAUAUAUGGCACGGUGGGGCGCAAUUUAAAUGUAAUCAUGGGCGGAGGAAGGGAGCAAUUUCUGCCGAAAGGAGAAAAGGACAUCUUGGGUGGAGAAGGGAAACGUCAGGACAAUCAGAAUUUGAUUGACAAAUGGAAGAGCAUUCAUAAUGGUGCAUCGGCUUUUGUGCAGACUAAAGAAGAAUUGUCCGCUGUCCCGAAGGACGUUGAAUUUAUGAUGGGGCUUUUUGCCACAUCUCAUAUUCCAUUCCAUGUGGAUGCUGAUAAUGAGACUAUUCCUAGUCUUGCUGAGAUGGUUGACAAGGCAAUGGACGUCCUGGAAGCUCAAAAUCGUGGUUAUUUCCUGUUCGUGGAGGGUGGUCGUAUCGAUCAUGCCCACCAUGACACCGAAGCCGUUCGAGCCUUAGACGAGACAAUUGAAUUCCAUAAGGCCAUUGAUUUAGCCCGCAAGCGGACUAGUGAAGCGGACACCUUGAUUGUUGUAACGUCGGAUCAUUCGCACACGAUGUCAGUGGCGGGCUAUUCGAGUCGAAAGAACGACAUCUUUGGCAUUAGCAACGGGCAGUUGGGCACUGACGAAAUUCCCUAUGCAACGCUGAGCUAUGCAAACGGACCGGGAUUCGAAAGCCAUAUGGCUGAGGGGCGCCGGCGAAACCUUCUACAGACAAAUAUGAGAGAUAAGAACUUCAGGUUUCCUGCGACAGUUCCCUUGGAUUCGGAGACCCAUGGGGGUGACGAUGUGGGCGUGUUUGCGAGUGGUCCCCAGGCACAUCUCUUCACUGGAGUCUACGAACAACAUUAUAUCCCACACGCAAUGGCUUAUGUGGCCUGCUUGGGCGAAAAGAUGACUGCAUGUACAAAAAAUUAGAGCACCAAGGAGGCUUUUCUUUGACUUUAAGGAUAAUUUAUUUAUUUUUCUGUGUAUUAUCGUCGUCGUCGUAACAUUUCGCAUUUUUCACGAUGAUGUAUGGCGUUCUUCAUUCCCCAGUCACAAAUCGGUUUAAGAAAGACAAAUAUAUAUGUAAACAAACAAACAAGCAAACAAACAAUCAAACAAACAAAAAUAAAGGGAAAUACAAAAAGAUAUUUCUUUUUUAACGAAAAAGGACAACCGAG